CGCGGCUGAUUGGGGAGUGGUUUUGACAGCAUAAUAAGAUAUAACGACAGUAAAAUUGAUGACAACAACGGCCUCAACUAUGACGACAUCCACAACGCAGUUGGCGAUGGAGGCGGUGUCCAUGCAGGAUGCUGUUGCUGCUGCCAUUCUUGGAGAGGAGGGGGCCGCGCUGGAGAUGGUGCGAAUGUAUAGGCAACAGAUGGAGGACAUCUACGCGGUGCUUAUUCAUCAUCAACAAAAUCUAUCAGCGGACCUUCUGGAGGAGGGUGAGGAGCUGUUCAGUGGUUGGGAGGAGGAGCUCCGGGAAAACCUUCCUUUCCAACGGUUGGGUGCCAUCGAAAAAGCACUGGUGAUGGAGGAGUUGGGGGGUUGUACUGAAGUAUUGGGGAAAGUGAAGGGAAUCUUCGUCGAACUUUGGGAACGGCUGCGGGGCGCGGGACCUGGGGAGGGGCAGGUGCUGCGUUUGUCGCCGGAUUAUUUGUAUGAAGCAGAUCACACUUCCAUCCCGGCUGCUUUCCGUAUUGAGGAGGUGGUGAUUCGUCGUGGGAAGCCUGAGGAGGGGCAGGGAACUGGCGGCAAACUGGAGGAGUGUUUGUUUGCGGGCGACGAGGAUUGCAUUCGGUCGGAGGAGGGGGCUAUUGUCAUGUGUGAGAAGCGUAAUAACAACAACAGCAACAACAACAACAACAACGACAACAACAACAACAACAACAACAACAACAACAACAACAACAACAACAACAACGACAGCGUCUUCAAUUCCAAUGAUAUCGACGACGAGUUUACGCUGUGUGUGGCGCAGGGUGAUGCUAAUUUCAUACGCAGCAACCACAGUAACAACAGUACAGACAAAAGUCAUGUCAACAAUGAUGAUGAUAACGUAUGUACGGACAAAAACGACGACAACAGUGAUUGUGUAGGUGUAGUUCUCACUGAUGGGAACUACAUCAUCAGGUACAACGGUAAUAACCGUGAUAACAAUAAUAACAAUACCAUAGUUGCCGCUACCAGGAUUGGGAACGCCAUCGAUUGCGAUGAUUAUCAUUGCAAUCACCGUGUUGACACCGGCAAAAUAGCUGGCGACAACAUAUAUGACAAGAUUCGGUGGUCUUUCUCCUCCACCCAGUCUUCUCCUUCCAUCCCGUCUUCUCUUCUGUAUGCCGUGGGGGAAGAUUGGGGUCAGGGGCGAGAGGGUUGGGCGAUUGGGAUGUGCGCUGAACAGGAAGAGGGCGCAGGAAUGUGGGGGGAGGGUUGGUGGCGGGAAGGGGUAGGAUAGGUACGGCUCUUAUCUCCCCGCUUAAAACGCGUUCACAAACUUU
Chara braunii is the source of this 1319-nucleotide messenger RNA. NCBI's taxonomy places the organism in Eukaryota, Viridiplantae, Streptophyta, Charophyceae, Charales, Characeae. The record is from the annotation of a GenBank genome assembly.